AUGCGUUUGGUGAUUUUCCUGCCUAUCCUCUGCUGCCAACUUAGCAAGUCAGCCUUUGACUUCAAUGACAAUUCAUUGAAGGUCUUGCUAUUCUGGGCGGUUGACAAUGCUACCCGAACGCAGGAGACCGUAAUGCGAAACGUAGCGUAUGCUCGCCGUAUGGGAGGUCGCCAGUGCUGCGACGUGAUCCUUGCGCACUACGAGGGAAGCCCAAAUGAUUGGGACAAAAACUGGUAUGCGUCCGAAGUCACGUCAAGCCUGCAAAAGCCUGGUUACAAGUUCAGAUUCCUACAGGAGGCCUACAGGGAAGACCAGUGGACCCAAAAAUACGAAUUCGUCUGGGCUCUGGACAGCGAUAUCGAUUUUACGGACGUGAAUCUCGUGGAGCUCUUCCAGCUGGCACGCUCCUCCGGAUCCCUGAUCAUCGGCCCUACCUUUGCGGGCGACCAGGCAUGGAAGACCUAUGCGACGGACCUGAUGGUAGACGAGGCUGUCGAGUCCAGGAAGGCCUUGCUCAGAUCGGACAAUCUUGUGGACCGGCAGAAGAUCAAUGUGCUGGGAGGGCUGCACGGAGGGCCUCGACGCCUGGGCCCAUACUUCACGAAGGUCCCGCUCUUCAAAAUGGACCCGACCGACGCGGAGCUGGCGGCGAUAGCAGACCUACCGGGAGUGUUCACGUGGGCAGGAGUGACAGGGGCCUUGGAGCGAGCACUGCGGGCGGCAUUGGGCGACCCAGCUCGCGUGCGAGAGCUAGCCCUCGUCCCUAGAGCUGCCUGGGACACCAUGGUGAGCACCUUGCGAGUGGCAGGACCAGCCGACGCCGACGGCAAUCCAGGCCCGCCCCGGGACUUGACCUUGGUAGAAAGAGCCCGGGUCGAGUCGAGCCGUCGAGUGGCUUUGCUGCGCAUGGGCAUCCCCCCAGACGUCCCAGGGGGAACAAGCCCGCCAGCACCAGCACCGACAACAGGGCCAGCACCCACGGGGAGCACACCGGCGACAGGAGCGAGGAGGCUGAAGUUGUCGUCCAUCCUCGACCCUACCUUGGACGCCGAGGUCUCGCCGCUGGGCGCCGCCGAGCUGCAACAGCUCUACAAGGACUACAAGGCCAAGUUCGGCGAUUACCCCAGCCCGGAUGCCGAUCCCUCCUCGGAUCAAGUGGCGUCGCUGCGCCAGGUGGUGGCCGCGGGAGCUGCACCUUACGCAGAUUUCUCGCUGUUCGGGCCUCACGGCCUGCGCCUCCUUCGCAAGCAGACGUUCACGAGCUACACUCUGAACGUUGCCACGGGCGAGUGGUCCAAGAAGGAGCAGCCGGGCCCCUCGAGCUACCACACGUGGAUGGAAGCUUGGAAGGUGUUCCGCACCACGCUCCUCUUGCUGGAGAUCGCCGACGCGGAGCGGCUGGACGCCUACGCGGAGCACGUCAGGUCAUAUGUCACCCAGUUUUCCGACAACUGCUGGUGGCUGAUCUACAGGGCGGAGAACCGCCUUCGCUGUGAACACCUCGAACGCAUCCGGCGGACCUUGACGGACCGCCCGGAGUUCGGGUUCACUAGCGCAAGGCCCUGGAACGCGUGCUUUGCUGCGGCCGUCCGUGACAGCGACUUCUGGACGAGAGAGCUGAUCACGCCCGCGACCCUCUGGUUGUCUCAGAGGCAGCCAGGAAGCGGGAGCGACGGCAGCGGCGGCGGCGGUUCGGGCACGGGGCAGCUCAAAGGUCGAGUCGGGCAAGGAAGUGGGGCCGAUGAUGGCUCCCCUAAGAAGAAGCAAAAGAAGGGGCGCUAUGAUGGGGAGGACAAGAGUGAGAAGAAGGCAAAUGCCGAGAUGGCUGCAGCCAUCAAUGCAACAUCCGGGGGUGAGACAGCGGCGGCUCCGCCUGGCACUUCUCAUGGGGGGCGGUACGUCAAGCCGACGCCGAAGCGGAAAGCAGGGCCGGCAGACGACGCGAACCAGCAGCUUGUGGACAAGACGGCGCAGUCCAAGGCAUCGGGCACCCGACCCUCCGAGCCGCGUCAGCCUCCAGCGCAGAAGCCACCGACGCCGCCACGGGCCAGGCCGGCGAUCAAGCGCAAGAGGCCCGAUGCCACCCAGCCGGCCACUUCCUCCACAGCCGACGGAAGCCCGAAGGCCAAGGUGAAGAAGCACGCAGCGGCGGCAGCCACGGGCAACAGAGCGAAGGGUGCGAGCGGCAAGCUGGCCAGCACCCAAAGCCUCCUGCUGGUUCCCCCGCUGGAGACGGCGUGGCCCGACUACCAGCCGCUUGUCAGGGGCCCACGGCCGUAUGGGAUGUGGAUGGAGCAGCCCGCCGACACCUUUGUGGAGAGGCCUUGGGCACUCGUCCUUUUCAGUGGCCGGCGCCGCAAAGGAGACCUUCCCAACUGGCUGGUGCACUAUGGCUUCAUGGUGUGCUGUGUCGACAGGGACUCCUCGCCGUCAUGCGACGUCCUCGACGAAAGUCAGUGGAACUUAGUCGAACGAGACAUCAUCGACGGGCACUUCUCGGUGGUGUGGGCUGGCACACCUUGCGGCACCUUCAGCCCUCUGAGGGAGGUCCGCCCUGGACCCCGCCCGCUCCGCACGGUUGAGCACAUAGAGGGCAAGCCGGACCUCAGCCCGUCGGAGAAGACACAGGUCAAAGAGGCCAACGUGCUGGUGGAACGCACGCAUGAUGCACUGGUGGCGGCCUGGGACCAAAAGCUCACCUGGGGCUUGGAGAACCCGGCCCACGGCGAGAACAAACCGGAACUUUGGCAGAUGCCGCUUAUCCGCCAACUCGCGGGCCUCGAUCGGGUCGCCAUUGCAGCGUUUGACCAGUGCAAGCUCGGCCUGGACACGGUGAAGCCCACCAAGAUCCUCUACAGCAGCAACGCCAGUGGCUUUGAAGUUCUGGACGGGCUUCGGUGUGAUCACCCUCCAGGGUCCCAUGGCAGCACCGCCGGGAAGAAGGAGAGGGGCCCGGCCGGCUCCAAGCAGUGGGCCUCCAAGCGCCAAGGCGAAUACACGCCCCACCUCUCUCAGAUUAUCGCUCAUUCUCUGUACCAGGGCUUCCGCGUCAGGGCCCUGGCGGCGAAGGGCCCGAGGACGGAGAGGGACAGGGAGAACAGCCAGGCCUUGGGCGGCAUGCGAAACCCCCGCCGUUCACUCCGCAGGCUGCCCAAGUCGAGAAGGGUGGGUCGGGCCAUCCACAAGCUGCUUCGAAGCUCCAUUCAGCAGUGGCCCGAGCUGGUCGAACCUGCGCUCGCCAUCCUGGAGGGGAGGAAGCCGGAGGAGUUCGACAUGGAUGUGAUCGGCAAGAUCCGGGCAGCCGUUCUCACAACAUUGGGGGCCGACGCGCGGGCCACGACACGCGAACGCACGGCCCCAGCGAGCACGCCACUUCGGGCCGAGAUCUUUGAGGCCUGGGGCAAAGCCACAGACGACCCGGACUCGGCAACACUGGCCGGCUGGCUCGACCACGGGGCGCCCCUUGGCUUGACAGAGGAUAUCCCUUCCACCGGGGUCUUCCCGCCGGUGGUGCCUCGGGACCUAAAGCCCCACGAGAAGCUCGACCGCAGGGCUCUUGAGGGCUGGUCCAACUACAAGUCGGCCGAGGAGGAGGCACACGUGCUGGACGAGCUCAUCACCGACUACGAGAGAAGAGGGUUCUGCACGGUGGUUUCCACCCUGGAGGAAGCCAUCGAGAUCUUGGGCGGCCCGCCCGUCCUCAACCGACUCGGCGUCUUGGUGAAAGAGAAGAAGGACGCACAGGGCAACCUGGUGCGAAAGGCCCGGGUCAUUUGGGACCUGAAAGAGUCACAGGUGAACAAGGCGUGCAACCAGGGGGAAAGGAUUAUCCUCCCUAGGCUUCUGGACGUGGUGGCCUCCCUCCUGGCGGCCUAUCGGAGGGGCCGGCCACCCUUCCUGGCGUGCAUCGACAUCCGGGACGCCUUCAUGAAUAUACCAGCCGGGAAGGACCGGCGCUUUACGGUGGCGGCCGUCCCUCGGAAGCGGAACCGAGGCAAGAUGCACAAGCUGGUGCUCUUUAACACGUUGGUGUUUGGAUCGGCGUCCUCACCAACCGUGUGGGGACGCGCCGCAGCGUGGCUUGGAAGAACGACGGCAGCCACGGGGCCAGCCGACACCCAGGUGUACGUCGAUGAUCCGGUCUUCGUGCUGGACGGGCCGCACUUGAAGGUCGCCGCCUCAGACCUGACGGUGGCCCUGCUUUGGGCCGCCGUUUCAGGCUACCCCGUCAAGCUUUCGAAAGCCUGUGGUGGCAAAGACUUGGAAUGGGUGGGCGCGAGGAUCCGGUGCGUCGACGCGGAGGAGGCAGUGAUCGUGACCCUGCCGGCCUCCAAAAUUCAGGCCCUCCUGCAAGACACCGACAAGUUCCUGGGCCGAUCAGUGGUGGGAUCAAGGGAGCUACGCUCCUUCACGGGGGCUCUCUCUUUCGUUGCGGGCCUGGUGCCGCACUUGCGGCCGUUCCUGGCUACCUUCUGGGCGGUUUUGACCAGGCAUGAUGUGACGGGUGAAGGUCGGCAUGCUUUGUCGACCCGAAGGCUCAUACAUGUCAGGCGGAUCCGCCCGGCACUCUGCUGGGUUCGGGCGCUACUAGCCGGAGGCCCCACCAUCGAGAAGAUCUUCUACGCCAACCCGCCCAAGGUCGACCUGGAGAUCGUCACCCACGCUUGCCCAUGGGGGAUGGGAGGAAUAAGGAGAGAAGGGGGGCGUCCCACGGCCUACUUCUACCUCCACAUCCCAGACGUCGUCCUCCGAAAAUUCGGGGCGGAGCGGGGCCUGCCGAAAUACAACACGCUGUGGGAAGGACUGGCCCUUCUGGUCGCCUUCCGCUUGUGGCUGCCCUCCCUCGUUCAUGGCGCCACGUUUCGUGCCAAGUCGGACAACCUCGGGUUCCUCAUGGCACUUGCCAAGGGAAGCGCAAGGUCUGCGGACCUCAAUGUGCUUGCUCGGGAGUUUGCCUUCGACCAGGCGACGCGGGCCUACCACGUGAACGGUUUGGUCCACAUCCCCGGCGUCACGAAUGUGCAGGCGGACGCCCUUUCUCGCCAGUUCGCUCCUGAGGCAAAACGCUUCCCAAAGGAGCUUCUGGAGGUUCCUCGUGACGAGGUCCUCAUCAACGAUCACUUCUGGAAAGUGUGA
This is a messenger RNA of Symbiodinium sp. CCMP2592, 5136 nucleotides long. NCBI's taxonomy places the organism in Eukaryota, Dinophyceae, Suessiales, Symbiodiniaceae. The record is from the annotation of a GenBank genome assembly.